Molecule: messenger RNA, 2438 nt
Organism: Paralichthys olivaceus (Japanese flounder)
Lineage: Eukaryota; Metazoa; Chordata; Actinopteri; Pleuronectiformes; Paralichthyidae
Gene: psmd5
Product: proteasome 26S subunit, non-ATPase 5
Biological process (GO): proteasome assembly
Cellular component (GO): cytosol
Source: RefSeq, a predicted model, not a curated record
UAGCUUCUCCCUCUGUCCAGCAGGUGGCAGUAAGGCGCCAUGACGCUGGACGCUGACAGUUUACAUUGCGGCGCCGAGGAAGUAGACGAGCCGGACGCUCCUCACAACAGACUGUUGUCGGUAGUUUCCCAGUCAUGGCCGCCACUAUAGACAGUUUACUGGAGGAGAUCUCCGCUGUUGAAGACCCUAUAGAAGAGCUGCAGGGUCUGAGAACAGCGCUGCUGUCUCUGCCUGUGAGCGCCCUGAGAGACGCAGUGAGCGGGACGCGCCUCGACGUCAUUUUCUCUCUGUUAAACUCGAACCACAGGGAGCAGGUCGAACUGUGCGUCGACAUCCUUGAACGCGUCCUAAUGGCACUCAGCCCUGAGCACCUGGCACAGAAUUACAGAGUGGAGCUGCAAGCAGGUCUGAACCAUCCCGAUGAAAAAGUCAAGAUACUUGCCUUGGCACAGAUUGGCAGAAUGAUGGAGCACCCCGACGCUGUCACCAAAAUCCUCAACAACCACGACAUCCUUCGAGCGCUCAUCCACUGCAUUAGAGAUGAGAAAUUGGCUGUGGCAAAACAGGCCAUUCAGUCCCUUACUAAACUGAGUCACUCCAAGUCUGGAUUAGACAAAUUGUUCCACAGCGAGCUGCUGAAUGUCAUGAAGGAAGUGAUGGCCACAAGUGACAUUGUCAGAUACAGAUUAUAUGAGCUGGUGGUGGAAAUCGCAUCUGUUUCUCCCAUUUCUCUUGGUUACUGCGCCAGCAGCAGCCUCGUGUCUCAGCUCCUCAGUGAACUCACUGGAGAUGACGUUUUGAUCAGGGCCACAGCCAUAGAGAUGGUGACCAGUCUCGCCCACAGUCAGCAUGGUCGGCGGUAUCUGACCCAGCAGGGUAUCAUGGACAAGAUCUCCAACAUGAUCAGAGGAGCAGAGACAGACCCCUUCUCCUCCCUCUACCUGCCUGGUUUGGUGAAGUUCUUUGGGAACUUGGCCAUUACGGACAGUCCGCAGCAGGUUUGUGAAACCUACCCCGCCUUUCAGAACAAGGUGUUUGAGAUGGCUCUGGACCCGGACCCUGCGAUGAUCGGGGUGGCUCUGGACACUUUGGGUUUACUCGGAGCGACUGUGGAGGGAAAGCAGGUCCUGCAGAAAACAGGAGAAAAGUUCAGGACUGUGCUGUUAAGAAUGAGUCAGCUCGCCAGCUCCGGAGCUACGGAGCUGAGAGUGCGCAGCUUGGAUGCCAUAUCACAACUUCUCACUCUACAGCCAGAGCAGCAGACAGAAGAUCUUUUGGCCCUGACAGAGUCCUGGUUCCACCUUUUGUCUAAACAGCCCAUAGACAUGAUUCGCAGCAUCAGCACCCAGCCGUUCCCAGAGCUGCACUGUGGGGCUCUGGGGAUUUUUACUGCCAUUGCCACUCAGCCGUGGGGUCAGAAGCUAAUGAUCAGCACUCCCGGAUUCAUGGAGUUCAUUUUGGAUCGUUCAACGGGUCAGACUAAGGAGGCCAAAGACGCUAAGUUUGAACUGGUGGGGUCACUCUUGUCUUUGUCGACUGCAGCAGAGAUACUGGGCAGCCAGCAUUACAUCCGCCUGAAGACGUACCUCAGAGAGGGACCUUACUAUGUUUCAGCUGUGGCCUCAGUCAGCACAGAAGGAGCAGACUGAUUCACACAUACUCAGAGACAUUUCAUGGGUUUCUAUUUAAUGCUAACAGGUAACAGAAAAGUGCCUGAAUGAGCUAAACGUGGGUUGAAGACAAAUUUGUCUUCUCUGCUUGCUUCUCUUAUAGACAAUAAUCUAAUUUUCCAGUUUUUCUGACAUGAUGUAAAUUGAACCAUGCCUCUCCUUUAUUUUACUUCAUGAGUAAAUUUAGUAUUUUUCAGGAAAGAAAUAGUAUCCUCAAAGUGAAUGCAGAGAACAAGUGUAAGACAAGUACAAGUUUUCAAACUUAAUUGUUCAGUGCUCUUAAACAAAAGGCAAGACUUUGCAAAUAUGUCACAUUUGGCUUCAAAUGUGCAAUAUACUUGAAAAUGGGAAAUACUACAAACUUAAGGGACAGUAAUGUUCUGAUAUAUACUAUUGAAGGGGCACGCCACCAGUUUAUAUAUCAGGUUUAGUUAAUUUGUCUUUUGGAGUAUUACACAGUCAGCGGUUUAAUCUCAUCAGUUUAUUCUUGGUUUGGGGUAAGAGACUCCACAUUUUGCAGGUGGUGGCAUGUAGUUUGGAAGAUCUGGAUAAUUUGACAAUGGGUGGUUAAUGAAAGAUACAAGUGCUUUUUGAGAAAUGUCGGAUUUAGUGUUUUUGGAGCUUGACCUUUGUUGGAGACUACAAGUUCUGACUAUUUUCUAAAAAAUAGAUUAUUGCAGCAGUAUAACUUUUAAUACUCUUGACCCAAGACCAAAUGUAUAUAGUGAACUAGUGUUGAACAUUAAACCCAGAAAAAGAAUGUUAACA